Molecule: messenger RNA, 561 nt
Organism: Charadrius vociferus (killdeer)
Lineage: Eukaryota; Metazoa; Chordata; Aves; Charadriiformes; Charadriidae
Gene: CEP19
Product: centrosomal protein 19kDa
Exons: 2
Coding region: 55-546 (163 amino acids)
Biological process (GO): trans-Golgi to periciliary membrane compartment transport; microtubule anchoring at centrosome
Cellular component (GO): spindle pole; centriole; ciliary basal body
Source: RefSeq, a predicted model, not a curated record
AGGACACCUCUGAUACAGCUGACCACGCUUCAGUCAGCAGCAAGAACUACUGUAAUGACUUAUGUGGCAAAGAAGUGUGGCAUCAGCUUUCAGCCUCCAUCCAUCAUCCUGAUCUACAAAGACGACAGCGAGGAGAAGACUCGCCAGCGCAUCAUGCCUGUCCGAAAUUUCUCCAAGUUCUCAGACUGCAUCUUGGCUGCUGAGCAGCUGAAGAAUAACCCUCGGCACAAGGCUUACCUAGAAGGAGUCUCGCUGCGUCAGCUCCAGAAGCUGUACAGUUUGCUGAAAGGUCAUCUGGGAGGAGAGAGCCUGGCUGAGAGCUUGGAAAAGUUUCGGCAGGAAGAGACCAUUGACCCAGAAGAGGAUCUGAACAAACUAGACGACAAGGAACUAGCCAAAAGGAAGAGCAUCAUGGAUAAGGUCUUCGAAAAGAACAGGAAGAAGAAGGAUGACCCAGAUUUCAUCUAUGACAUUGAGGUUGAGUUUGCACAGGAUGAGCAGCUGGAGUCCUGUGGCUGGGACGUGGAAUCUGGGGAAGAAAUCUGAUUCCAGACAAAGAUG